Messenger RNA from Morchella importuna, 222 nucleotides. RefSeq lists its product as uncharacterized. The record is from RefSeq and is a predicted model, not a curated record. The transcript is spliced from 3 exons. Lineage: Eukaryota; Fungi; Ascomycota; Pezizomycetes; Pezizales; Morchellaceae. Bases 1 to 222 code for a protein of 73 amino acids. Gene Ontology annotation, biological process: lipid storage.
AUGGACACACUGUUGGCUCCGCUGAGAGCGGCGAGCUCUAAGCCGGCGAGGAGGGCGUAUAUCACGACGUUCUUGCUGACGACGUCGGCGACGUUUUUACUCCUGAUUGCUGCCGCGACUUAUAUAGCGUUUUACAUGAACUAUAUACCGGACCUGAGCCAUCGGCAUACGCUGCAUUUGCAGUAUUCCUACCUCCAAAGCUGCACUGCAACCAAAAACUAA